AUGGAGCCGCUCAACCAGCUCAAGCGUCGGUCGACCGACCUCCUCAAGCAGGCGCAGCAGAGCAUGCCGUCGCUCCCCAAGAGCAUCAACAUCAACAUGCCCGACGUGCAGGCGAGCCUCCCGUCCCUACCACGGCUCGACUUUGGCCGCAGCAGCUCCCGCAAGGACAAGGACAAGCCCGCCGCCGUCCAAGGAACGUGGGAGCGAAUCGACAUCCCGGCCCUGCCGCGCUCCUCCCACUCGCUCAAUGUCGUUUCCGGAAGCGCCUACAUCUUUGGCGGGGAGACUGAGCCGUGCCAACCAGUCGACAACGACAUGCACAUCGUCCGGCUGCCGUUCAGCAGUGCCGGCGCCGACUAUCACAGGGUCGAGGCCAAGGCAGCCUCGGCCGUCGAGCAAGACGCGACGCCGUCGUCGGAGCAGGCCAAGAACGCCGACGACGCGCCGCAGGGCGAAGGGCCCAAGGGCAAGGGCAACGACAAGGAUGCGACCGCCGACGACACCAGGCCCCGCCUCGACCGUGUGCCUCCCCCACGCGUCGGCCAUGCAACGGCAGUCAUCGGGUCGCGCAUCUUCCUCUUCGGCGGCCGCGGCGGCCCCGACAUGAAGCCGCUCGAGGAGGCCGGCCGCGUCUGGGUGUACGACACGCGCUCGCACGCCUGGUCGCACCUCGACCCCGAACCCGCCGUCAGGGGCGGCGCCAUCGUCCCGCAGCCCAGCCCGCGCAGCUUCCACUGCGCCACGGCCACGGACCGCCCCCGCGACUUCCCCUCCGUGCCUCCCGCCUCCGCCGAGCCCGCGACGCCGCGGACCUGGCGCCAGUGGGCUCUGGGCGACACCUCCAGGACGGGCAUCCCCCAGGACCCCGUCGUGGGCUACGUGGCGGAGCAGGCCGUGGACGAGGAGUCCGACGGCUACGGCACCUUCUUCGUCCACGCGGGCUGCCUCGCCGGCGGAGACCGAACCAGCGAUCUCUGGGCCUUUGACGUCCGCACGCGCACCUGGACGGAGCUGCCCGCGGCGCCGGGCCCGUCCCGCAGCGGCACGGCAAUCUGCAUCUCCAAGAGCCGCCUGUUCCGCUUCGGCGGGUACGACGGCGAGUCCGAGCUCGGCGGCCAGCUCGACGUGCUGCCCCUCGAGCUGGAGACGUUUGACGACGGCCACUCCAAGGGCGAGGUGGCGAUCCACGCCCGCGCCGGCUGGCAGACCAUCCUGCAGAGCGACGUCGACGCCUCGUCUGCCGAGAUGCACGUCGAGCCGCGACAGGCGUGGCCGGCGCCGCGGAGCGCGGCCGCCCUGCAGGCCCUCACCGUCGGCGGCGGCAAGGAGUGCCUCGUGCUGGCCAUGGGCGAGCGCGCGCCCGGCGCACAUGGCCGCGCAGCAGCAGCAGCCGAAGCCUUCCUGGACGACGUGUGGACGUUUGAGGUGCCCCCGCUGGGAAUGAGCCCCGCCAGCCUCAGGGCCGCCUUUCUCCAGGCCGUGGGGAAGAAGACGGGCGAGGGCCGAUGGCAAAGGGUCGGCAUGGGCGAGUACGACGACGAGAGCGGUCAGGGGAUGCCCGCCGCGAGGGGGUGGCUCGCGAGCGCCCCCAUGGCGGAUCUGGAGGAGACGGGCAUCGUCGUCUGGGGCGGUCUGGGCGCCGGUGAUGCGAGCAUUGGUGACGGCUGGAUCCUCCGGCUUGGAAAGGGGGUUUGA
Metarhizium album ARSEF 1941 is the source of this 1695-nucleotide messenger RNA. RefSeq names its product Kelch-type beta propeller. The transcript has a single exon. The coding region runs from base 1 to 1695 and encodes 564 amino acids. Gene Ontology annotation, molecular function: protein binding. NCBI's taxonomy places the organism in Eukaryota, Fungi, Ascomycota, Sordariomycetes, Hypocreales, Clavicipitaceae. The record is from RefSeq and is a predicted model, not a curated record.